AUGAAGCUCCGAUCGGGGCGUCGCCUCGGCUCACCAGCGCCGCCGCGAUCGGCCGGCGGAGCGGACCGCAUCAGCACCCUUCCCGACGAUCUGCUCCUCUUGGUCCUCGCCCACCUCCGCUGCGUCCGCGCCGCCGCGCGCGCAAGCGUCCUCUCCCGCCGGUGGCGUGACCUCUGGACCCGCCUCCCCUCCCUCGUCUUCCGUGACGUCGUCUUCCCCUCCGUGGAACCGGUGCUCGCCCGCGUGAUAUCCUCCGCCUCGUCAGUAUCCCUCCUGGACAUCUGCCUCCGAGAGCGACCCUUCUCGGUCCGUGCGGCGGAGCCCUGCGUCAGCGUUGCCUCGCUGCUACGCGCCACCGCGCAGCUCUCACCGGUGCAGCUCAUCCUCGCAAUCCCGGUAUGCGUAGCCAUGUUGUACGAGAGGGUCGAGCUGCCGUGCUUCCAGCGCGCCAAGUCCAUCUCGCUCUCCUCUUCCAUCUCCCUCCAGCCGCCGGCCACCGGUGAAUUAUUCCCCGCGCUCACCACGCUGGUGCUCUCGGGCUGCUCCUCGGACGUGGGCGCCCUGGUGCUCCGCUGCCCACGCCUGCGCGUGCUCAGGUACACCUUGCCCGGCGGCUGGCGGUUUGGCAUCACGGUCAACUCGGCGUCGCUCCGGGAGCUUGUCGUCGAGGACACAGAACAUUGGACAUUUGUAUGUAAGAUCGACCUCGUAGCACCCAUGCUCGAGCAACUAACAUUGUCCUCUCACGUCUCGCCUCGCAUCAGCCUCUCUGUCUUGGCGCCGAUGGCUGGCAAUAUUUCAUGGCACUGCCAUUACAACGUCACGUUAAUGGGGCUCGGUGACUGGAUACUCGAGACACUGAGCUGGCUGUCGACCCUGCUGAGCUGA
Messenger RNA from Aegilops tauschii subsp. strangulata, 888 nucleotides. Its product is annotated as putative FBD-associated F-box protein At5g22720. Gene Ontology annotation, molecular function: protein binding. NCBI's taxonomy places the organism in Eukaryota, Viridiplantae, Streptophyta, Magnoliopsida, Poales, Poaceae. The record is from RefSeq and is a predicted model, not a curated record.